AUGAAGUCGAUCGGUGUAGCCGUCGGGGCGUCAUUGGCCCUCGUGGCCACCCUCUCAGCCCUCAUCGCCAUCCAGACGAUCGUCUCCGACAUUGACCGCAUGCACGACGAGAUCAUGGACGGUCUCGGCGACUUCCGCACGCUCUCUGAAGACACGUGGGUGCGAAUCCUCUCCUUCCAAGUCAACCAGAACGGCGAGAGUAAGCACGUCGACUUUGCCUCGAUUCUCCGUCACAAGAGGCAGGCCCAACAGCACUCACAGUGCAACUGCGCCGCCAACUCCCAGGGCUGCCCUGCUGGCCCACCCGGACCUCCUGGACCUCCCGGAAAGCGUGGAGACCAGGGACCCGAUGGAGACCAUGGCCGCUCCGGAACGCCCGGUAUUGUCCUGGCCGUCACCCACGAUCUUCCCGGAGGAUGCAUCCAAUGCCCACCUGGACCCCCUGGACCUCUUGGACCCGAGGGCAAACCCGGUAACCCUGGAUUCCCCGGUUCCGUCGGAGAGGCUGGACCCCCUGGAGCCGAUGGCGAACCCGGCACUUCCGGAGAGGAGGGAGACCAAGGAAUGCCCGGACAGCCCGGAACUGAUGGAGAAGAUGGACAUCCUGGACGCGAUGGAACUAUGGGAUCACCUGGUGAGCCCGGACCUCAGGGAGAACCCGGCUGGACCGGACCCGCUGGAGAACCUGGAAAGGCUGGCGAGCCUGGCACUGAUGGAGAGAACGGCGAAGAUGGACCCGAGGGACCCCCUGGACAGCCAGGAAAGCCCGCCAACGACGGACCCCCCGGAAAGCCCGGACAGAACGGAAGCCAGGGCAAAGACGCCAACUACUGCCCCUGCCCACCAAAGUCUCGCCGCGCU
Messenger RNA from Mesorhabditis spiculigera, 861 nucleotides. Lineage: Eukaryota; Metazoa; Nematoda; Chromadorea; Rhabditida; Rhabditidae. The record is from the annotation of a GenBank genome assembly.